AUGACUAUAUUGCAGUUUCUGAAACAUUUCCCCAAGAGGGAGCGAUUAGUAUUGGAAAUCACAACUUCUAAUUGGAGUUUCGAAAGCCAGUGCAGCUUGGCUACAAAACAGUGGGCUUCUUCUGUCAAGGGGACUUUACAAGAACUUACUGUGCUAAAAUUCCAAGUCGUUUCAGCAAACUGCUCUGAAAAACAAGGAGGAGAACUAGCAGGCUACGAAGGCCAGCCAUGUCCACGCCGCUCCGGCCCCGCCGGGAGGGGACCGGGCAGCGCAGCGCUGGGCUGGGGCCGGCGGUCGGGCAGCGGCCGCUACUUCAUGGCCGGGGCGCGGCGGGCGUCCUGCGGCGGCCACACACCAUCUGCCUGCGAUAGCAGCGAGCUGGACGAGGCGAGGUGCCUGGAUCACGAGCGGCAGGCAGAAACCCGUGGGAAGGCGGUACUUUUGUCCGGUCGGCAAGCGGAAGCUUUCCUCCCUCCAGAGCAGCUAUUUCGCCCUGGUGCUGGGGCUAGACGUGCGGGUUCCUUACGGCUCGGGAAUGACAGGGGCUGUGAGGCAUAUCACACAAACCCGCGUCAGUCAUCAUUCAGAACCUGCGCGGCGGCGGGCACGGUCCGGGACGGAAGCCGGCGGCGGCGGGCGGCGGGCGGCUGA
This is a messenger RNA of Equus quagga, 651 nucleotides long. RefSeq lists its product as uncharacterized. The record is from RefSeq and is a predicted model, not a curated record. The transcript is spliced from 4 exons. The coding region runs from base 1 to 651 and encodes 216 amino acids. Lineage: Eukaryota; Metazoa; Chordata; Mammalia; Perissodactyla; Equidae.